AUGGAAUCGUGGCCUUUAAUCAAGAAAAAUGCUAAUUUAACAUGUGGAGAUGUUACACAUGUUGUUCGAGAAACUUUUCGUGAUUUUUUCAAUGAAAACAUUACAAACUCAGAGUAUACAGCUAAUAUCAACUGUCCAGUUAGUCAUACAGAAUUACAAAAUUGUACUGUUAAAAUAAAGAAGGUGUUCGAAGGACAUCAACGUUAUGUUCGAGAUAUUCAAGAAGUAGAACAAAUAAUUUCUAAAGAUAUUGAGCAAUGUAUUGAAAGAGAUAAAUUUAUAAAGGAAAAUGUAAUCGCAAGUGCAAAUAUGAAAUUAAGGAAACAUCCCGUUUUUAAAGAUAUAGAUCCAGGAAUAGUUCAAAAAUAUAAUCUUAUUCAAUCUGACGACUUGUUACCAACACCAAUAGAAAGGAUAACUGACUAUGCAUAUGAUUAUAAUCUUCGAAAUCAUUAUAAAAAACAUUUAGAAAGCAAUACGUAUGGAAGUCUCAUUCAUUGUAAUUAUACUGAAAGUAAUGUAUCAAAUCGUUUUGGUGUGUGUCCAGUAAAAUUGGGAAAUGUAAAAAAGGAUUGCUUUGAGAAUAAACGAAAGAAAUUAGAUGCUAUAAAAUUCCCAUCGUCUUUAAAAACUCUAUCAUGUGGAACUAAAGGCAGUGUUAAAAAAGAAGAAGUAAGAUUAAAAGCAGAGCCAGAAAGUGUGUUGUUUUAUGAUUAUAAAAUAAAUGUCCCUUAUGAGCACUUAGUAAAAAUACGUAAUAUAGCUGGAUCAAUUACACGUUUCAAUGUACCAAUAUUUAACCAUCAUUCAAAAUUUAAAAUAGUUUGGAAACACCUAACAACAUCUUUGACACCAGGCAUGUGUGUUUCAUUUAUCGUACAAUUUUUUACGCAAACAUAUGAUGAUACACAAAGUUAUUUACAAUUUCGUGUAAAAGAUGGUAAAGAUUUAAUUAUCAAGUUAAUAUCAAAACGUCCCAUAUCAUUAUUAACUGGUGUCAUGUUUUAUGGAUCAUCUUGUAUGAAUUGGAAUCAUAGUACAACAACACAAAUUAAUAAAGUAUUAAAUUCAACAAUUGAAUGUAAACAAUGUUUAAUUGGUAGAAAAAAUGAAAUUAUUUUAAGUUUUUGUAAGUGUGGAGCUGAUGCAUCAUAUUUUUUGAUUAGUGAAUACAGCUGGUAUAAUAUGGUCGUAAAUGAAAUUAACACAAAUCUUGAAAUAAAAUUACCACCUUUUACCAUUCAUCCUGCAUAUUUUACAAUAAAAUCGAAUGAAAUUAUUGAUAUUCAUAUUGAAUUUGCCCCCCAAGAAUUUGGUUUGCAUUUAAAUAAAUUAAUUGUAAUUUGUGAUAAUUGUACUUACGAUUAUUUAGAUUUAGUUGGUGAUGGGGUAUACUUUCAACCUGAUUUUAUUAAAAUACAGGCGUCCGAAAAAGACUAUUCAGUUAUAUACGAUUCAGAUUAUGAGUCUAAGUAUGUACUAAAUUUAGGUAAUGUUUUAACUUUUAGAAAGUCGUCUACGUUUGAGAUCUAUGUAACCAACAAAAGUAUACUUAAAUUCAACUAUCGAUGGGAACUACGUGCUCCGGAUUUUAAAAUGAAUACAAGCACAGCAUUACGAAUGAAUCCAAAAUGGAUUAAAUUAACACCAUUAAAAGGACGUUUGAAUCGUGAAACUGAUUCAAAAUUUACAAUUAGUGUAUUUGGUAAUAGUUAUACAGGUGGAAGUUAUCGUUAUGUAAUCGAGCAAUUAGUUGAUAUUCUUAUUGGGGAAAUUGAAUUAUGGCUAAACAUUGAUGAGGCUUCAAUUAUGAUUGAUCCUUGUUCGAUCAUCGUUUAUGUGAAUGAAGGAUGUCAAGUAGUGGGAACAAAUGUUGAAAUGCCUUUACCUGUAAAUAUCCUCGUAACAAUCCCAAUUAUAGAAUCAUCAACGCAUAUUCUAAAUUUUGGUUAUGUAAAAUAUUCUGCUAAUGUAGCAAAAUAUUUUCGUAUAUCCAGUAAAGGUAUAAUUCCAUUAAAAUGGUAUAUUACUGAGUAUAUUUAUGAUCAGAAAACUCAAAGUUUACGUAAGGCGGCUAAACCGUCUUUGAAUAUAUAUCAUGGAAUUUUAGAUGAUCGAAAUGGAAUGAAAUGUGAUUUGGAGUACGGUUUAUGGACUGGAACUACUGGUAAAUGGUGUUCCAUACUUAUAAUCACAACUAAAGUGGGUUGUGAGGUUCAAGGUACAGAUUUUGUUCUUGUUUACGGAGAAAUAUUAGCGCCAUUGUUGAAUAUUCUUGCGCCACCGGCAUUUACUGCAACUCUACGAACGCCAAUCAAUUACAUAAAUGUAAAAAAAUUUUAUUCGAUAUAUUUACGUAAUAUUUCAUCAAUAAAAUGUUCGUACACAUGGGAUCGACCUGAAGGACGUGAUGUAUCAAAAUUAGAAUUAUAUAUUUGGCCAUUAGGUGGCAUAAUACAACCUAUGACUACUAUUAAAUUAUAUGUUGUACUUGAGCCAAAAAAAAUUGGAGAUGUUACUGAUUUUCAUGUACCAUGUUUUGUUGGCGGUAAUUUGGAACCGUUGUGGUUGUCUGUUGAGACCACAAACAAAGAUAUUAGUGUAUUAAUUUAUCAUCCGUAUAGAAGUAAUCCACAUGAAUAUGUUGAAUGGCCGCCAAAAUGGGAAGAAUAUUAUCAUACGAUGGCUAUAACAAAUUCAGACGAAGCUACAACUUCUAUAACUCCUACUACAACAAGCAACGAAAUUGACCUUUCAACAAUCUCAAAUAAAUCACUUUCGUAUCAUAAGAGUGAAGAGUCAUUAUUGUUCUACGAUCCAGGUGGUACUCAUAUCGAUUGGAAAUUCACAACAAAAUCCUCUGUAGAACAACAAUCGGAUUUAUGGUCAGGUGAUUUCCCUUCUAGCAUGUCUUACACAACAUAUUCUUCAAGAGAAUCAUUCAUAAGUUUAGCACCUAUAAAGAAAGCUCGAUUGCGAUUUAAAAGUAUCAAUUCUGCUGAAGUGCAAAAACAAUUAUGUACAUGUGAGAUGGAAUUGCGAAUAAAAAAUAUUAAUUUACGUAGAGCUCAUAAAAGAACUGUAUUAAUUAAAAACCAAACUCCAAUAUUAGGAACUUAUCGAGUGUCAGCGAAAAAUUUUGCUUUUGCUGAUAUAAAAAUACCGGUAGAUUUUAUAGAUAGAAUAGAAACUGAAUUAUCAAAUAAAAAAGGUAUAUUUAAGAUCAGUUCAUACGACAACACAUAUUUAUUAGAUCGUUGGACUCAUCAUCUAAAUAAAACUUGUGUUGGAUUCAUAUUACAUAUUGAACCCAAAUGUGGACGUAUUCAACCAAAUGAUUACAUCACGUUUGAUAUUUGGAUUUAUGGUGAUACAUGGGGUACUUACCAGGAUGAAAUAAUAAUUGAAAUAGAACGUCAAUCGCCAUUUAAAAUAAAUUUGAUAGUCGAUAUUAUUGGCCAACCUAUAAUAUUUCCAAUGCUCUGUGAUAAUGCUGUUAAAAAUAAGAAAGUAAAAAAUGUUCCAAUUGUGAGAUUUGGUUCUAUGGCCUAUGAAUCAGAGUCAAUAACUAGAAGAGUAAAAGUAAAAAAUAUAUCAGCAAUUGAUAUUACUUUGGUCUGGCAUGUAUACUUACAUAAACAUAAUGGGCAUAGAAAAGAUGAACAUGUUUCCAGGCAUCAGCGGCCACCACCAUUGAAUCUUGCAUUAGAUUUAUUUGAUGCACCAAGUUUGAACUAUGAUCAUGAUAAUUUCACAAGAGUCCAAUUAUUACUGACAAAAUUUUGGGGAGAUGAAGAUUCUUAUAUAUUUAGAAUACAUCCUAAAGAAAUGAAAAUUAAGCCACAAACUACAGAUGUGUUGGAAAUAACAUUUAACCCUCAGGAAUUUCAUCCUAUUUGGGGGGAGCUUAAGAUUGAAGCGUAUGUUAUAGGACAUGUAAAAAUUUCUGAAAAAAAUAGAAAGAGUCAUGGUGUAUAUCAUAGGAAACACCUCCAUAAUAUGAAUCCAACAAAAAUUAAACUAGAGGCAACAUUAUUAUUACCUUUAACAAAUUUACAAUUGAUACAAGGUGACAUUAAAUUUAAAGUAUUUGCCGCUACUGUAAUGUCACAAUUUAAACGAAUGAGUAUCCAUCGUACAUUUUUAAUGCAAAACAACAAUAAUGUUCCCAUAAAUGCUAGACUUCAUAUACAUCCACCAUUUAAAAUUAUUGAAGUAAAAACUAAAGGACACGUUGAAAAAACUACGAAAAAUAAAAUAAUGAAUGUUAAUAUAGACCCUGGAUUAUGUGCCGAGAUUUUAUUGAAAUGCAGUUUCAGCAAAAAGUUUAUACAAGAAGUUUCUGAAAAUGUGGAUAUAAAUGUUGAUAAAUCUAGUAAUUACAGUAUUUCAAAUAAAACAGUCAUAAUACCUCAUGAAUUAAUAAUUGAACAGCCAAAUUUAAUUACACAGAGAGUUCCAUUGGAAAUAAUUGUUAUCUAUCCAAACAUUUCAAUUUCUACAACUGACUUAGAUUUUGGGCCAGUUUCAGUUGGAUAUAAAAAGACAUUAACAAUUUCAGUUACUAAUAGAACAUGUUCUGAUAUUGAAUUUUCGAUUUCUAAAACAACAGAAAAUUCUAUUUUUACAGUUGAACCAUUGGAAGGCAUAAUGCCUAAAGUGGUUGCUGGACGUUGUUAUCGUUUUGAUAUCGAUGUAACUUUCGUACCAUUGGAAAUCGAGUGGUAUUUGGACACGAUUGUUAUAUGUGUUGGAAAAACAAAUUUCAUUCAAGAUAUUACUCUCAGUGGAAAUGGAACAGUCAAUUUAAGAUAUGCAUAA
Chrysoperla carnea is the source of this 4821-nucleotide messenger RNA. RefSeq lists its product as uncharacterized. The coding region runs from base 1 to 4821 and encodes 1606 amino acids. Gene Ontology annotation, biological process: negative regulation of cell population proliferation. The record is from RefSeq and is a predicted model, not a curated record. The transcript is spliced from 22 exons. Lineage: Eukaryota; Metazoa; Arthropoda; Insecta; Neuroptera; Chrysopidae.